Rhinocladiella mackenziei CBS 650.93 is the source of this 318-nucleotide messenger RNA. RefSeq lists its product as uncharacterized. The coding region runs from base 1 to 318 and encodes 105 amino acids. The transcript has a single exon. The record is from RefSeq and is a predicted model, not a curated record. NCBI's taxonomy places the organism in Eukaryota, Fungi, Ascomycota, Eurotiomycetes, Chaetothyriales, Herpotrichiellaceae.
AUGGAAUGGCUCGUUCACAUCCCCGAUCUUCCAAAUACCGUCGCACGACGCCUUGCCGUGCGACAACAACACCUCGACGAACUCGAGCCUUUCAUCAAAGACGGCACCGUCGUCUUCGGCGGGGCGACCUUGUCUAAACACCCCAACAAGCAUGAGAAGCUCGACCUGACAGGCAGUCUCAUGGUCGUCAAGGCGGACAGCGAGGAGAAGCUGAUGGAGUUUCUGAAGAGAGACAUUUAUUCUAGAAAUGGCAAUUGGGAUUGGUCCAAGGCACAGAUCACGCCGUUCGUGUCGGCGGGACAGACACCUGUCCUCUAA